GUUGCAAUCUCGGCACGGACACGUGAUCACGGUGACGCACAGCUGGAAAGAAGAACUCAUCUGGACAGGUAAUCAGCGCAUAACAACUUCGUCACCGCACACGCUACACAGGAGUGACAGAACGACGUAGCUUUACGCAGACGACAGCAUGCGCUGGCAGGUGAUACUAUCACUGAUCGUCGUGAGUGCACGAUGUGCGCUGUCACAGCAGAGAGAAGGUGAGCAGCGUGGCGGCAGUCAAUACGUGCAGGAUCAGGGCCAGGGUGCGCGCUACUUCAAGCGACGUUCCCCGGACUACUACAACAACCUCCUCCAGCAGAAGAACCCGGCCGGCAUCUCCCCCGCCUACGACCCGCGCACGCUGCAGCAGCAAGCACCACCUGGCGGCGCGCUGCAGCAACGCUUCUCACCGGCAGCGUAUCAGCAGCAGCAGCAGCCGGGACGUCGCUAUCGGGGGCCGUCUCCACAGUAUCAGCGACCCCUACCCCAGUACCAGAGAGGACCCCUGCAGCCAGGAGCCCAGAGGCCACAGCCCGUGCCAUAUCAAGGUCAACAACCCGUGCAAUAUCAAGGUCAACCUCCCAUACAAUACCAAGGUCAACAACCUGUACAAUACCAAGGUCAACCUCCAGUACAAUAUCAAGGUCAACAACCCAUACAAUACCAAGGUCAACCUCCCGUACAAUACCAAGGUCAACAACCCAUACAAUACCAAGGUCAACCUCCCGUGAGAGGGCAGACGGCCGCACUGACGAACCCUCUCAAUGCAAGGCUGCAGGAAUCUCAGCAGACGCCGAGCGUGAUUCGCUACCAGCUCGGCACCGGCCCCCAGGACUCGCGCAGCACGGCGGAGCUGACCGGCAGCAGCAGCGCCACCUACGCCAGCGAGCGACCGAAGGCCAGCAACAACGUGCAGUUCCCGACCUUCGGCGUGCAGCAGCAGCAGCCGCAGACCAAGCUAACACAGGUGGCGCCACUGCAGCAGCCGCAGACCAGUCUAGGACAGGUGGCGCCACUGCAGCAGCCGCAGGUCGAUCCGAGACUCUUGCAAGCGCAGUACCCAAGCACGCUGCCCCUAGGUCAACAGGGACCAUCUCAAUAUGCACCAGCACCACAGUGCGACCCACGUGACCCCCGUUGUCAACAGGGACCAUCUCAAUAUGCACCAACAGCCCAGUGCGACCCACGUGACCCCCGUUGUCAACAGGGACCAUCUCAAUAUACACCAACAGCCCAGUGCGACCCACGUGACCCCCGUUGUCAACAGGGACCAUCUCAAUAUACACCAACAGCCCAGUGCGACCCACGUGACCCCCGUUGUCAACAGGGACCAUCUCAAUAUGCACCACAAGCCGGCCAGUGUGACCCACGUGACCCCCGUUGCCAACAGGGACCAUCUCAAUAUGCACCACAAGCCGGUCAAUGUGACCCACGUGACCCCAAUUGUCGGCAGCAGGGACCUUCUCAAUAUUCACCACAAGCCGGUCAGUGUGACCCACGUGACCCCCGUUGCCAACAGGGAUCAUCUCAAUAUGCACCACAAGCCGGCCAGUGUGACCCACGUGACCCCCGUUGCCAACAGGGAUCAUCUCAAUAUGCACCACAAGCCGUUCAAUGUGACCCACGUGACCCCAAUUGUCAGCAGCAGGGACCUUCUCAAUAUUCACCACAAGCCGGUCAGUGUGACCCACUUAACCCCAACUGUCGGCAGCAGGGACCAUCUCAAUAUUCUCAAGAACAAGGCUGCGACCCACGUGACCCCCGCUGUCAACAGGGACCGUCUCAAAAUUCUCAAGAACAAGGCUGCGACCCACGUGACCCCCGCUGUCAACAGGGACCGUCUCAAUAUUCCCAAGAACAAGACUGCGACCCACGUGACCCCCGCUGUCAACAGGGACCGUCUCAAUAUUCCCAAGAACAAGACUGCGACCCACGUGACCCCGCAAGACGCGACCCACGUGACACGCGCCCCGCCUGUCAACGGAGGGACCAUCUCAAUAUUGCUCAGAGCAAGAAUGCAACCCACGUUGACCCCCGCCUGUCUGGCAGCAGGGACCGUCUCACAGCCAGUUCAACAGGAACGGCAUCCACCAUCGGCUCCCGACAGAGGAAGGCAGGGCAGGGCGAGCGAGGGCAGCGGGAAGAUGAGAACCAAUGA
This is a messenger RNA of Priapulus caudatus, 2158 nucleotides long. RefSeq names its product glutenin, high molecular weight subunit DX5-like. Bases 149 to 2158 code for a protein of 669 amino acids. The record is from RefSeq and is a predicted model, not a curated record. Lineage: Eukaryota; Metazoa; Priapulida; Priapulimorpha; Priapulimorphida; Priapulidae. The transcript has 5 exons.